GAGACGGAAUCAUCUGCGGUGAUCUGCGGGACCGAAGACAGGUAUCUCGCUGCUCGCGUGCGGCGAGAGGAGCGAUUGAACUUUUAACUUGUUUAUCUCGCUUGUCGCUCGGCGCGAUACAAGUAGGAUGUUGUUACGGUGCGCGCAGCGGCCGGGGUGCGUUAACCGUAUGCCACCGAUUACGUCGGUUCCAGCUUGUUGUUGGUCUCUAUCUCUGUUUUCAGUUCGGACGAUGUUGCUCGUCGGGAAAUGGCACUGAUCGAAAGAAUCCCGCGUGAGAGGAUGUUGUACGUCGAGUUACUGUAUUAAUAAUAUAAAUUGACACAAGUAUGUACAUCGCAGGAGACCAGUUGAGAGAUGAUACGCGAACCGUAGAUACAAGACGUGCGCUUGAUUCUGCAAUUGAAAAAUACAAAAGUAUUAUAAUAAAAUCGCCUUCUUCCAUUUAUAGACUUAACCGGAAUUGGCAAAUAGAACCUGAAAUGAGACAUUAUUGGGCUGCAUCCUUCUUGUUACCAGUCGGAUCAAUUUUUGUUCUUGCAGUGGUUGUUUUAUUAAUGGUACUGUUCAAACGAUGUCCUCACACGGUAGCCGCAAUUGUUACUGCACUGCUCACCAUCGUUAUCAUAUUGACAGCUAUAUUGUCACUUAAUCACGAUCCAGUUUAUACUUAAUGCAUUUAUACCAAAUAAUUAUAUAUGUAUAUUGACUUAUAUAUAUUGACCAAAUAAUUAUAUAUAUUGUCUAAGUCUUUCUUCCAUAUGUACAUUGAACUGGGAGUUCAAAACUGAUAUAUACAAGAAUUUUUGUGAUACUUAUACAUAUUGAAUAAAUGGAUAUGUUACUUAC
Messenger RNA from Temnothorax curvispinosus, 849 nucleotides. RefSeq lists its product as uncharacterized. The transcript has 4 exons. NCBI's taxonomy places the organism in Eukaryota, Metazoa, Arthropoda, Insecta, Hymenoptera, Formicidae. The record is from RefSeq and is a predicted model, not a curated record. Bases 330 to 674 code for a protein of 114 amino acids.